ACAAAAUGUGAAGAAAACUGAAACGAAACCGUUUCGUAUCUGAAAUACGAGAGUCUGCCGCUCUGCUUUUCCUCGACACGGAGGCGCAUAAAUAAAUUCGUCACAACCUGCAACAAUAUCAGUCACCGGAAAUUUCACCGUCGUCGUCUUAGCCUUUCUCCAUCUCUCCGUAGUUAUCGCCUGAAAGCCAUAUAAACUGUUAUAGCUAAUUUUAAAUUGAUUCAAGUUCCAGGUGAGGAUUAGUUUGCUUCUGGUUAAUCUCUCUUUAUAGCUAAAGGCACUUCACUGUCAGAUGGAAACACACAGCAGCAGUAGUAGUAAUGAUAUAAAUAACACAAAUGAAACCGAGAAUAAGGAGUGGAGAGCUGAAGAAGCAAUUGCUGGGAAUAAUGCAGCCCUUGAAGCUCUAAGAGAACUCAUAACUUUCCCUAUUCUUUAUCCCAAUGAAGCGAAAAGGCUUGGUCUGAAAUGGCCAAGAGGUUUGCUUUUAUAUGGUCCACCUGGGACUGGAAAGACAAGUUUGGUACGAGCUGUUGUUCGUGAAUGUGGUGCACAUUUAAUUGUCAUCAGUCCACAUUCUGUUCAUAAAGCAUAUGCUGGAGAAAGUGAGAAAAUUUUGCGUGAGGCAUUUUCAGAGGCAACAUCUCAUGCACUGUCAGGCAAGCCAUCUGUGAUUUUCAUCGACGAAAUAGAUGCACUGUGUCCACGUCGUGAUUCAAGACGGGAGCAGGAUGUCCGUGUAACCUCUCAACUAUCGACUUUGAUGGAUGCUAAUAAACGCUUGUCUACAAGUUCAUUGCAAGUUAUUGUGGUUACAUCAACUAACAGAGUUGAUGCAAUUGAACCUGCACUAAGAAGGUCAGGUCGUUUUGAUGCUGAAAUAGAAGUUACUACUCCUACAGAAGAGGAACGAUUACAAAUUCUAAAGCUAUACACUAAAAAACUUCCUUUGGAACGUGAUGCUGACUUGCAAGCAAUUGCUGCAUCUUGUAAUGGAUAUGUUGGGGCUGAUCUAGAAGCUUUAUGUCGUGAGGCUACAAUGUCUGCUCUUAAGUCUUCAGAGGCAAAUGAAAAUGCUGGUGUGUUUCGCUUGACAAUGGAAGACUGGAAGCGUGCAAGAUCUGUGGUGGGGCCCAGCAUAACAAGAGGUGUGACUGUGGAAGUCCCCAAGGUUUCUUGGGAAGAUAUUGGUGGACUGAAGGAUUUGAAGAAAAAGCUCCAACAAGCUGUUGAGUGGCCUAUUAAACAUUCUGCUGCAUUUUCAAGGAUGGGUAUAUCACCUAUUCGUGGUGUUCUCCUACAUGGACCCCCGGGAUGCUCAAAAACUACUCUUGCUAAAGCUGCAGCUAAUGCUGCCCAAGGUUCAUUUUUCUCCUUGAGUGGUGCAGAAUUAUAUUCGAUGUAUGUUGGAGAGGGUGAAGCAUUGUUGAGAAAUACAUUUCAAAGAGCUCGCCUUGCAGCUCCAAGCAUAAUAUUCUUUGAUGAGGCUGAUGUUGUAGCUGCAAAACGGGGUGGUAGUUCAAGUAAUAGUACCACAGUAGGAGAGAGGCUUCUAUCUACUUUAUUAACUGAAAUGGAUGGUCUGGAACAAGCUAAGGGAAUCCUUGUAUUAGCUGCCACAAAUCGUCCUCAUGCAAUUGAUGCUGCACUUAUGCGUCCGGGACGCUUUGAUUUAGUGCUUUAUGUACCACCACCAGAUUUAGAGGCUCGGUAUGAGAUACUUUCUGUUCAUACACGUAACAUGAAGAUAAGUAACGAUGUUGACCUGAGAAGCAUAGCAGAAGAUACAGAACUCUUCACAGGAGCUGAACUAGAAGGUCUUUGUCGGGAAGCUGGAAUUGUAGCUCUGAGGGAAGACAUAUCUGCAACUGUUGUGUGCAACCGUCAUUUCCAGACUGUGAAGCAAUCGCUGAAUCCAGCAUUAACUCCAGCAGAUAUUGAAAAGUAUUCAUCAUUUAUGAAACCCCAGAUAAGGUCUUCUAGCCGGAUUGAAUCUAAUGGAACAGACACAAGCAAGCGCAACUUGUCUGGUAUAGCGCUUUCAGUUAAAAUUGGUGUUUUGAGCUUUGUAUUUCUUGCUGCUGCCAAAUAUUUCCUCAUGUAUACGAAUAAAACUAGACAUGGCCUAUCAGCAACCUAACAAAGCCGCUUUUAAGUGCUUACAUAGGUUCAUGUCACAUGUAGGUUUGUGCUAUUUUUCAAAGCACCCAGUUCAUGUCCAUAUAAACUGGGUCUGGGCAAAACAUCAUAAUAUUUAAGGUAUGUAAAAUUUUCGCAACAUCAUAGUAUUUAAGGUAUGUGAUAUUUCCAACUUCAAGAUAGAUAUAAAAUUUUACAUUAAUUUUACCAACU
Molecule: messenger RNA, 2352 nt
Organism: Jatropha curcas
Lineage: Eukaryota; Viridiplantae; Streptophyta; Magnoliopsida; Malpighiales; Euphorbiaceae
Gene: CDC48B
Product: cell division cycle 48B
Molecular function (GO): ATP binding; ATP hydrolysis activity
Source: RefSeq, a predicted model, not a curated record